Molecule: messenger RNA, 1238 nt
Organism: Juglans microcarpa x Juglans regia
Lineage: Eukaryota; Viridiplantae; Streptophyta; Magnoliopsida; Fagales; Juglandaceae
Exons: 2
Coding region: 48-935 (295 amino acids)
Source: RefSeq, a predicted model, not a curated record
ACAAAUACAAUUCACUCAUUCGCAAACGCUGACAAACUAACGACGCAAUGGACCUCGAAACUCCGAACCCCAACAACAACAAUGGGGAAUCCUCAAACCCAGAGCUUCCGAACCCCAGCAGCUAUAACGCAGACGAAACCCAACCCUGUUUCGAAGACAUGGAUAGCUCUUGUUCUACUCCUUAUGUCAGUGCUCCCUCUAGCCCUGGCCGUGGCGCCCCUGUCUCCGGCUUCUUCUACAGUGCCCCUGCGAGCCCAAUGCACUUUGCACUCAUGAGCUUGGCUUUGACAUCAUCGAAUACAACAAAGCCUCAUUCUUCUUCAACAAUGGACGACUUUGAGUUCUCUGCGAGGUUUGGUUCGGGAGGGUUGGGUAGCACAGGGCCGUUUAUGAGCUCUGCGGACGAGCUUUUCUUGAACGGGAAGAUCCGCCCCAUGAAACUUUCCACCCACUUGGAGCAGCCUCAGGUCUUAGCUCCGUUACUGGAUCUUGGAGCAGAAGUGGAUGAGUAUGACGCGGAUCAGCAUGGCGUGAGAGGUAGAGAUCUGAGACUACGCGAUAAGUCUCUGCGCAGAAGAACCAGAUCUAUGUCUCCGGUGAGAAACACAGGACAUGAGUGGACGGAGAACGAAGAUAUCGAGAAAAACACGAGCAUGGCAGAGAAGGGUGGUUGUUUGGAAGUAGAAGAAAAUGAGAGGGAAAAGAUUGAAGAGUUGUGCUCAGAGACUACCACUCCUUCGGUUUCUGCUUCGUCUUCAAGAUCUUCUUCGGCUGGGAGGAGCUCAAAGAGGUGGGUUUUCUUAAAAGACUUUCUCAGAAGCAAAAGCGAAGGGAGAAGCAACAAGUUCUGGUCUUCGAUUUCGUUUUCUCCCAUUAAAGAAAAAAAACCUGGUCUUGCCUUACAAGCAAGGGUUGCUUGGGUGCUUGGGGUUUAGUUCAAAGGGUUAUGGAGCCAUGAACGGACUCGCCAGAGCUUUAAACCCAGUCUCCUCCAGGUAAAUAUCUCUGCUGGGGUUGAAGAAAAACUGUACAGAUUUUUUUUUUCCUUUCUAUUUAGGAUUUUUAUGAUUAUAAUUAUCUAAGUAUUUAUUGUUGGAUCUUCUCUGUCUGCUUAAAAGAGAAGCUGUCCCUCAUUUUGAUGGGGUUGAUGAAGUAAUGUUUUGUUUAGAGCUAAAGUAUUGCAGCAGCUGUAUCAGUUUGAUAUGUAAUGGAACUUUCUCUAAUGGGGUUUGUUUGUU